CGGAAGUCAUAUCCUUGCUGCUGUCUUCACUCCGCCUCAGACAGAUGUAGAAACCUGUCUGUAGCACAUGUAAUUCUGUAAAGUCUGGUUUUGCGGGGCUCAUCUUCACGCUGUCGUCUCUUCACUGGUUCGUCCGUCAUGGCGCAGGAGAAUCUGUCUGUGGUGCUGCACUCGAAGGGAGACCUGAGGCUGGAAAAUCGCCCCAUCCCGGAACCAGGACCUAAUGAUGUGUUGCUCCAGAUGCACUCUGUGGGGAUCUGUGGAUCAGAUGUUCACUACUGGCAGCACGGCCAAAUCGGGGACUUUGUGCUCAAAAAGCCGAUGGUGCUGGGCCACGAGGCGGCAGGGCGGGUAGUGAAGGUUGGAGCUGAAGUCACACACCUUAAAGCAGGUGACAGAGUGGCCAUUGAGCCUGGUGUUCCCCGUGAUAUGGAUGAGUUCUUCAAAAACGGACGCUACAACUUGUCUCCAACCAUCUUCUUCUGUGCCACGCCCCCUGACGAUGGAAAUCUGUCUAGAUAUUACACACACAAUGCCAACUUCUGUUACAAGUUGCCUGAUAAUGUGACUUAUGAGGAGGGAGCUCUAAUUGAACCCCUGUCUGUGGGAAUCCACGCCUGUCGCAGGGCAGGAGUUACCAUCGGCAGCAGUGUGCUCAUCUGUGGUGCAGGACCAAUUGGGUUGGUCUGCUUGGUCGUUGCUAAGGCGAUGGGAGCCUCACAGGUCGUCGUCACAGAUCUGUCCUCAGAGCGCCUGGACAUGGCCAAAAAGUUGGGUGCGGACUUCCCGCUGACAGUGAAGAGAGGAGACGGACCCCAGAACCUGGCUCAGGGAGUAGCUGACAUGCUUGGUGGUCAGCCUCAAAUUACCAUUGAAUGCACUGGUGUUGAGAGCAGCAUUCAAACUGCCAUCUAUGCUACCCGUUCAGGAGGUGUUGUGGUGCUGGUGGGUCUCGGGUCUGAAAUGGCCACGAUUCCUCUGAUCAACGCUGCUGUCAGAGAGGUGGACAUCAGAGGAGUUUUUCGCUACUGCAACACCUGGCCGAUGGCCAUAGCCAUGUUGGCUUCUGGUAAGGUGAACGUGAAGCCCCUCGUCACCCACCGUUUCCCUCUGGAGCAGGCGGCACAGGCAUUUGAAACAACCCGUCAGGGUGUCGGGAUAAAGGUCAUGUUAAAGUGUGACCAGGAUGACCAGAAUCCCUGAGAGGGACUGCUGCUGCGACAAAACCUCACAAACUUAGAGCAACUCAUGGUGACAGGCGAACACAGACACCAUGGACUUUGAACUGUAGAUAGAUAACAGGAUGAGUUCAAAGAGAUGCACAAACAACACUGUGACACAAGUGACAGCCUCAUAGCCUGUUAGCCUGCACAUCAGACAUGUUGGCAUCAAGUGGUACGAGUAAUUAUUUAAUGGUGCUGAACUUUGUUUGAUAACUAAUAUUUUAGUAAAUAUUUAAUCCAUUUUAGAUUGCUGAUAAUUUAACUUCUAUUGGAAGCACUGUAGAAAAAAGAAUCAUUGAUUAAUAAAAAUUAAAACAGCAAAACGUU
Cheilinus undulatus (humphead wrasse) is the source of this 1550-nucleotide messenger RNA. It is a transcript of the gene sord, whose product is annotated as sorbitol dehydrogenase. The transcript is spliced from 9 exons. Gene Ontology annotation, molecular function: zinc ion binding; L-iditol 2-dehydrogenase (NAD+) activity. The coding region runs from base 139 to 1203 and encodes 354 amino acids. NCBI's taxonomy places the organism in Eukaryota, Metazoa, Chordata, Actinopteri, Labriformes, Labridae. Gene Ontology annotation, biological process: D-sorbitol catabolic process. The record is from RefSeq and is a predicted model, not a curated record.